This is a messenger RNA of Rotaria sordida, 471 nucleotides long. The record is from the annotation of a GenBank genome assembly. NCBI's taxonomy places the organism in Eukaryota, Metazoa, Rotifera, Eurotatoria, Philodinida, Philodinidae.
AUGAUAUCAUUUGCUAUGUAUUGGGUUUUAUUUACUUUAUUACUGUUACAAAUUCAACCAUUAGAUGCAGCACCUGGUGAUGACAAUCCACCGCCAACAGAAACAACUUCAAGUGCCAUCAUUGAACAAAUAACAGAAGAAAACUACAACUCAUAUAUAGAGUCUAGUCGGUUAUUGCUUACCAGGGUAGGCGAGAGCACAUACAUACCAAAUCCGAAUGUGGAUCCAGUAUAUGAUCCAUGUUGGCGAGAAUUUGAAGAUUGGUUUGCUGUACAUUAUCCGGGUUUUCAAGCCCAGGCAAAUUCAGAUUGUCGACCACUUCGAGGAGGAUUUGGCAGUCAUUGUAUUUGUGUACUGUUUCGCAUCGACCCUCAGGAUCCACCUUGUAAAAAAUGGUUACAAUAUGAAUAUGAAGCUUCUAUCAGCAUUCCAGAACAUUUUUACCUUCAAGCUGCAAGUGGAGGGAAAUGA